CUAUCUGGGCAACACGUAUCACAGUAAAUGCCAGUGAACGGCGAGUAUUCAUUACUACUGCUCUACGGGAACUAAUAUUAUAUAUACUCUUUUUAACACUACUACUGAUAAUUGCAUUGAUGUCACUCAACUCAAUGACAUAUUUCUAUUACACAAGCGUUUACAAACUAUUCGUGUCACAAGAUGCAUCACAAGAAAAUGCUAGACCAUUUCAAAAUAUCAAAGAUCAAACAGCUAUGUGGGCUUACAUUCAAGGCCAGUUACUGGAUGCAUUAUUUUGGGAUACAUGGUAUAAUCGUUUAGAUGUUCCAUUCAAUGAAAGAGAAUUCAUGGGUCAUGACAAUAAACUUUUAGGCGUUGUGCGUCUUCGACAACUCAGAGUAGAUCCACUGAAGUGUAAAACAGAAAAAAUAUGCGAAAUAUUAUUCCAAAUUGUUAUCCUGCUUAUAGUACAAGUGCACGUUAUACAGGUUCAAUAGAAGUACAAGGUAAUAUAAUACCUUAUUAUACAGUUAAAGCUUGGAACUUCAGUGAUGAAAGUGUGACAGGAGCAACCGGUUUUUCUGCACCAUAUGGUUACUACGAUGGCUCAGGUUAUGUACAGGAUCUUUCCAGGUCACGUAACGUAACUGAAGCCAUUUUAAAUGAAUUGUUUCAAGGGCGAUGGAUAGACCAAUCAACUCGUGUUCUGUUUAUUGAUUUCACAGUAUAUAAUGCAAAUGUUAACAUGUUUAUCAUUGUAAAGAUCACAUUUGAAAUACCAGAGUCUGGAGGAAUAUUUGGAAGUUGUGAAAUUCAACCAGCUAGAUUAUUCCGUUACCAAACAACUUUAGAUUAUUUUUUGUUAGCAUGUGAAAUUAUGUAUUUAGCAUUUCUUGUAUAUUACGUAAUUGAAGAGAUACUUGAACUUUCAGUAAAACGUUGGGAAUACUUUUUAAGUGUUUGGAAUCUAAUGGAUGCUGCGAUGAUUACUGUCAGUUUAAUAUGUGCCGGAUUUUUAAUAUACAGUACAAUAAUUGUCGAACAAAAUAUGACUACAUUAAUCAGUGACUUGUCUUCCUAUCCAAAUUUUGAUUAUCUUGGCUUCUGGUAUGGUCAUUAUAUAAGAGCUAUAGCCUUGUGUGUAUUUCUGGGAGUAAUUAAGAUUUUCAAAUAUUUAACUUUUGAUAAUUCAUUAAAUCAACUCACACGUACAUUGAGUACAGCUGCUUACGAUCUACUCGGAUUUUUUAUAAUGUUCUGUAUUGUCUACUUUGCUUUUGCACAACUGGGUUAUUUAGCUUUCAGUGCAAAUACACUUGCGUUUAGUUCAUUUACUCAAACUACAUAUUCAUUGUUUCGAAUAAUGGUUGGUGAUAUCGACUUUCCAUCAAUUUUAGAAGCUCAUUAUGUUUUGGGACCUAUAUUUUUCAUAACCUUCAUUUUCUUCGUAUUCUUCGUUCUACUGAACAUGUUUCUAGCCAUAGUUGAUGAAUCCUAUAGAACAACGAAAGCAGAAUUAAUUAAACAAAAGAAUGCAUUAACACUGGGGCAUAUUCUUAAAAAAAAAGCUAAAGAUAUCGCUAAAAGGGUUCAAAAGAAAAGAUCUAAAUCAAUUGUACGAAUACUGCGUGAAUGUGGACUUAUGGGCCGUGAAAUGCUGCCUUAUGAAUACUUUCGUGAAGCUCUAAAAAGUCAUGGGUACAGUGAUGCUGAAAUUUUUUCGACUUUCAUCAAAUAUGAUGAAGAUGGAGAUAACAACCUGAAUUUAUCUGAGCAACAACAACUGGCAUAUGAAAUUCAAAUGGGGCUCAUCUAUAAAAGUGAAGAUCCAAGUGAUGAGGGAAUUGAUGCAGAUGAAGAUUCAAAUGAAAAUUCAACUAAGUCAACAAAAGACGAAAAUUAUGUGGAUCCUGAAGAUUAUGAAGAACUAGUGCAAAAUGUGGACAUUAUGGAAGCUACUCUUGUUUCAAUUAUAACACGUAUGGAUGAAUUAAUAGCAAGUUUAGAGCAAAUUGAAAUGGCGAAACGUGAACAUAGAAGUCAACUUGGUGGGAUAAUAAAAGAUAUGGCUCGCGGAGUCCAAUUCACAUGAACGCAUAUUUCGAGAAAUCAAUACUACAUAUUGUCUUGUAGCAAUUACAAUAUUCAUUAAUAAUAUUCCAAUCAUGGGUUCAUUUUAGCUGAUCACUCACUACUUAUUAAUGUCAAAUAUUGAU
Messenger RNA from Heterobilharzia americana, 2198 nucleotides. The record is from the annotation of a GenBank genome assembly. Lineage: Eukaryota; Metazoa; Platyhelminthes; Trematoda; Strigeidida; Schistosomatidae.